Messenger RNA from Peromyscus maniculatus bairdii (prairie deer mouse), 3522 nucleotides. RefSeq names its product synaptosome associated protein 29 (gene Snap29). Lineage: Eukaryota; Metazoa; Chordata; Mammalia; Rodentia; Cricetidae. Gene Ontology annotation, cellular component: SNARE complex; plasma membrane. Gene Ontology annotation, molecular function: syntaxin binding; SNAP receptor activity. Gene Ontology annotation, biological process: exocytosis; synaptic vesicle fusion to presynaptic active zone membrane; synaptic vesicle priming. The record is from RefSeq and is a predicted model, not a curated record.
UGCGGUGGUUGGCUCCGGAGGCGGGGCUGCCGGCGCAGAACUGGCGGAAGCUGCGCUCGCGGCGGCCCCCGGUGAGUCCGCCCGCCGGCCCUGGGCUACCGACUCCUGGCCCGGUCGCCCGUCCUGCUUCCCAGGUCCCGGCCGUCGCAGGCACCAUGUCCGGCUACCCCAAAAGCUACAAUCCUUUCGACGACGACGUGGAGGACGAGGACACCCGGUCGCCGCCGUGGAAGGACGCCCGCGACCCUCCCGACGGGCCCGACGCGCCCAUGGACCGUCAGCAGUACCUGCGACAGGAGGUGCUGCGCAGGGCCGAGGCCACGGCCGCCAGCAGCAGCAGGUCCUUGUCCCUCAUGUAUGAAUCGGAGAAGGUCGGAGUCGCCUCUUGCGAGGAGCUGGUCCGGCAGCGAGGAGUCCUAGAACACACUGAGAAGAUGGUGGACAAGAUGGAUCAGGAUUUGAAGAUAAGCCAGAAACAUAUCAACAGCAUUAAGAGUAUGUUUGGAGGAUUUAUCAACUACUUCAAAUCCAAACCAGUAGAGACUCCACCUGAACAGAAUGGCAGCAUCCCCCCGCAGCCCAGCAGCAGAUUGAAAGAAGCCAUAAAUACAAGUAAGGAUCAGGAAAGCAAGUACCAAGCCAGCCACCCAAACCUCAGAAGGCUGCAUGAUGAAGACCCGAUCCCCAAAGGGCCUGCUUCUGCUGAGACGACCGAGGUUUACCCCAAGAACGCGAGCCUCCGAGCCUAUCACCAGAAGAUUGACAGCAACUUAGAUGAGCUCUCCAUGGGAUUGGGCCGACUCAAGGACAUCGCCUUAGGAAUGCAGACGGAAAUUGAGGAGCAGGACGACAUUCUUGACCGGCUAACAACCAAAGUGGACAAGUUAGAUAUCAAUAUAAAAAGCACAGAAAAGAAAGUUCGGCAACUAUAAAGAAACUGAAAAGGAAUUCUCCUCCGUGGUGAUGAAAAGAUUCAAAAGCCUCUUUUAAACUCCUAAGAAAUGUCAUUGAUUACACAGUAUGUAAUUAACAUGUGUGUUCAGAUGUGGGUCUUAAGAAAUUUUAGUUUCAAUGGGAAAAAAUGUGUGUGUUCCACAGUUUGGUAAGAUCGGCAUGGCUACACUCUGUGAGCUGCUCUGAGUCGUAAUGUAAACAUGGCAGACCAGUUGUGAGCGCCUUGAGCCUUCGAUUACUGUGCCGACAGAGAAGAGAACAUGGCAUUUUUUUCUUUCCAGUGUCUGCAAAGCUGUGGGCAGGAUCGUAACGGCUGCCUCUGCUUACUCAUUUGCUGAGUCUCUCACUCCAAGGCCUUACUGUGAAUUCAGAUGUGAAGGGACCCUGGGUUUGUGACAGAAGGAAGGCUCCUCCCACAUGUUCAUGUCAGUCAUUGUUGACACUCCUGCACACACACUGAGUACAAAGGACCCAUGAGAUCCAGAAGUGGGAUGUGUUGCCUUCGUUACUCCGCCUGUCCAUCCAUCCCGUGUCCGUCCCCCGUCGUCGUCAACCCCCACCCACCCGUCCCCAUCCCUCCCCGGCUCCCCGUCUUCUCUUCUUUUCCUUAUUUCAGUAGACGGAUUCAGACCAGGACUGUUGGACACGACACCUGCGAGUGUGCGGAAACCGAUGAGCCCUCCUUCCCCACCUACUUACUGUCGUCUCAUACUUUCUGCUGGGGACAGCUUUUCUCCACUGGCUCAAGGCCAACCAGUUGGCCCCUGUGGAGUUUGUGGGCCUGGAGUAUCACACAAACACGAACCUCUCCACUGAGGCCUCUGCCUGGGGAAUAGUACCAAGGCAGUGUUUAUUUGGUGCCUGGGGUCCCCUCAUCCACCUGGGACCCCACCCAUUCUCUGUGUUACCACAAAGUGCCCACCUGGUUUGAGGAGUAAGAUCCCCAAAUGAUGCUGAUCUUCUAUGAGACGACUUGACCAAGAAGAAGCCCAGGUACCAUUUUAGCUAGCUAGUUCAUUCCCUUCUUCUUCCAAAAGAAAAUAUCUAGACGCAUUAAUUAAAGUUGAUUCUAUAACAAUUUUUCCUUGUGUUGGUACUUCCAAUAAAAUCAUUGACGCCAUAGAGCACUUGACUAUCUUAAAAUCAAAUUCACAUAUUUUGAAGAUGGUAAAGGGGACUGUUUUUUACUGGUAAGGUAAAAACUAAAAUGCCAGUGCCUUUUUGCCUUGAAACAUGGCUCAUGUGCCAUUUUGGGAUCCUUUCUUUAGCAUCUGGAGUCUAUAGAUCAUAAGCAAAGCGUGCAUGGAGCUGUGGUCAUGGCUCAGUGGUCGAGUCCCUGCCCUUCUCUCUGGGGGCCCUGGGUUGAUCUCCACCACUGGGGAGAGAAACUGAAAAUGGUAACAGCAUGACUACUGUUCCUGUAGCAACUUGUACACGCUCCUGUCACAAAAUACCCAACCUUCCGGGAAAUACAGCCACCAUAGGCAAAAAGGGGUGCCAAUGUCCAUCUGUCCCUAGAUCUGAAGAUCUGACUAUGGGGGACCUCUGAGCUCAAGGACAGCCAGGACUGUAUACCAAGACUCUGUCUCAAAACAAUAGAGAGACCAACCCAUCUGUUUUCAACUUUUCUAUAACUGUUGCUUUUUUAUCAGAAUCGGGCAUAGCCUUGUGGAAUUAAUCAUUACACCUCAGUCCUGAGAAGUUAACAUCUGAGAAUGCCUUCCAUUGGCAGCCGAGUGUCAGAUUCAGCUGACUUGAAGCAUACGAACAUUAUGCCCCUUCCUUUGUUUUGUUAAGUUAAUGAAGCCAAUCUCUCUCCUUUUCCAGUCUUUAACUCCAUGAUGUGAAACCUGUCUUCCUUCUGUUGUUUAGCAUCUGAACCGUCAGAGGGCCUCAGCCGUUUUGUUCUGUUCUUCAGACCUGGGCUGUGCUCUGCUGAAAUGGUCCCUGGGCUGGCCCAGACCUGCCGGUGCCAGUGCUGCCGUAGGAAGCAGGGUGGUUUUGGCAUCGCCGAAAGAAAAGAGCCUGAGGAAGGUCCACAGUCCUUACCACGUGAUAAUUGUGACCAGAUCUGCUGGCUGACACCUGCAGUCACAGCACAGCACUUAGGAGGCAGGAGGAUUGCCAUGAGCUUGAGGUUUACGAUGAGAUCUUUUUUCAAAAGAAUCAAUGGCUGUGGUGGGAAGAGGAAGAGAUCACUACACUCUGGCCUGGGAAGGGUAGUGGCGGGGGACUACCCGCCACUGGAGUGAGCAUCCCAUGUCGUAGAGCAGACCAGUGAGCACAUCCUGGACAUGAGGUCUGCAGACAGACGGAAACAAACUGCCUUCAGAAGGGGACUAAAAUAAGUGCAUUCUCCUCCCUUCUAACAUGUACUGACUUGUAACUUAGCAGCACUAGAGUGACCUCAGGAAUUGUUUUUCCUCAUUCUGUAGGAGAGGCCUGAGUUCAUUCACGUAAUAAGUAAAAAACGAUAGCAGUGCAUUUUAAUUUCCCUUUCUCCUCAUAAAUGUGUAAUUUUAAGUGUAUAAUGUGUCACUUUAGUAAAAAUUUUCUACUUUGCCUGAA